Messenger RNA from Trematosphaeria pertusa, 1770 nucleotides. RefSeq lists its product as uncharacterized. The record is from RefSeq and is a predicted model, not a curated record. Lineage: Eukaryota; Fungi; Ascomycota; Dothideomycetes; Pleosporales; Trematosphaeriaceae. The transcript has 2 exons. Bases 1 to 1770 code for a protein of 589 amino acids.
AUGUCGACUGCAGAAAUUCCCGAGAGCCACAUCGCAAUGGAGCUCGACAAUCGAUACCGUCCCGCUCGAGUAGGAUGGCCGAGGCUCCGGAGCGAGCCGCUGAGAACCCAUGUCGAGUCUGACCAGGAGUACCUAUCCUCGCCCUCAGAGACAUUCGAAGAGCUUGAGCGACUCUUUGCGGCGUAUGGUCUUCCCUUGCAUCGGAGAUUCAUUGGUCGGCGUUACUACGACGGUGACCGAGCAGCCGACGCCCCUUUAGCCUUGAUCAUGGUUACGGACCUUCGAGAGGCGCCCGAGGAAGACAUUUCCGAGAUCCUCCAUCGAGUGUCCCGGACACUUGGCCAGAUCAGUCCUACCGCCGAACUCGAGCUCAUAGAUGCCAAAUCAUGCUUCGAAAUGAAGACUAUCGCCGUCCAUCCUUCCGAGAAAGCUGCAAUCGAUGUGUGGGACUCGGUGUCGAAUGAUAUAGUCCAGUAUCUAUGCCGCCUACAGCAAGAGGAGGGAUGUCGUUGGGCAACGGUGGAUCUCUUACACCGUGGCUCGGGAUCCACGAGAGAAGAUUGUCCUUUGACAGUUGUGAUUGGUUCGCCGGAUGCAAACCAGGACCUCUGGUACGAUCGCGCCACCUCUGAAAUUCGCCAGUUGACUGAUGAUCAAUUUGAAGUCGAAGUGUUGUACACAAAGGGCUUCGAAGCUCGAAACACGGACGGAGACGUUAUCGACAUAAGCGCCUAUGCAGACCCGAUUCAAAUGGGUGCAUCGAUUGGAGAACGAGACACAGAAGGUAGCGGCACUCUAGGCGGACUGGUGAAGCUCAGAUCCCCGAAUGGACUCGAGAAGUCGUACGCUUUAACCAAUCAUCAUGUCGCGGUGGGACAGCCUCUCGAUCAUAGGCUAGGAAGAGGCGAAGCGCUCUACCCUGACCACCCGAUCCUUCAAGCCUCAAGACCAACAAUGGUCACGCCCGCAGACCACGACCACACCACGCAUUUCAGCCAACGUAUCGAAGAUCUUUACUUCUGGUUAGAUCGUAUGCACAAGACCGGGGGCCUGCGAGAGCGCUCCGAACAGGCACCCACGAACCAAAAGCUGAAAUCCUAUCUUCGAACCGCCGAAGACAAGGCCGAAGAGCUAUCCGCAGAACUCAAUCACAUUGAGACUCACAACCGCAAUGUAGGGAGUCUUUGGGCAGCUUCUGGGCGCCGGGUUAGGGAAUCACUUGUUCAUGGGGAGUCCAAAGCGUACAACUGGCUUUGCGACUGGGCUUUGAUCGAGAUAAACCCCAACAAAUCGAUGAGCAAUGCUGUGGUUGAUCCCUCUCCACCUCUGGAGCAGCGACGCAAGGGAGUAAAGUCCAUUCUUCAGAGUGGAAUGCUAGCCGACGAAUAUGGCACUCUGAACCCGGCUACAGAGAACAAUGUGGCGUUCAAGGGCAGGACCAGCGGAUGGUCAUUCGGAACGGUCAAUACAGUACACUCACGCCUAAACCGAUUCGACACCUGCCACAUCGCCCAAACCUACGGCCUAUCCAAGAAAAAGCCAGGUUACGGAUGGGCGAUUGUGCCCCGAAUUGGUCUCUAUACCAGCGAAGUUUCUCUAGGCGGAGAUUCCGGAAGUGUGGUCCUGAUGGACGAAAAGGAUAAUGUGGCCCGGUGGGUCGGUCUGCUCUUUGGUUCUAAUGCUGCAGGCUUGGCUUACAUGGCUCCAAUCGACGUCGUGAUGGAGGAUAUUGAAGCGGUCACGGGGUGGACGGUAGUAGAGCCCACUUAA